Messenger RNA from Gaeumannomyces tritici R3-111a-1, 1586 nucleotides. RefSeq lists its product as hypothetical. Lineage: Eukaryota; Fungi; Ascomycota; Sordariomycetes; Magnaporthales; Magnaporthaceae. The transcript has 3 exons. Gene Ontology annotation, molecular function: mRNA binding. Gene Ontology annotation, biological process: mRNA splice site recognition. The record is from RefSeq and is a predicted model, not a curated record. Bases 210 to 1247 code for a protein of 345 amino acids. Gene Ontology annotation, cellular component: U2-type prespliceosome; U1 snRNP.
UCGCGUUGAGAACUCGCGAUCCAAACCAGGUACCUCAAGCUGCUUGUAGCGCUGCGGCGGUCCAGACGACCUAACCUACAACUACCACCUACCUACUCGCGGCGCAGAGAAAGGAACUGUCGUCAAAGCUGCAGCAAUCCCCAACGAACGCUCUUCAUAUCGCACAUUCAAGGCAACCACAUAAACGCUCGCCUUAACCUUUUGCAAUCAUGGCGGCGGAGCAGCGAAAGCUCCUCGAGCAGCUCAUGGGCGGCGGCAUCGCAGCCCGCCCGUCCCAGCUCUCCCUUACUGACGCCAAGGUCUGCCGGUCCUACGUCGCCGGCACCUGCCCGCACGAUCUCUUCACCAACACCAAGCAGGACCUCGGCCCCUGCCUGCGCGUGCACGCCGAGGCCCUCAAGGUCGAGUACGAGGCGCUGCCGGAAAAAGAGAAGGCGCGGCUGGGGUUUGACUACGACUACAUGCGCGAUCUGUCAAAGUACAUCGACGAGUGCAACCGCAGGAUCGACCAGGCGCAAAGGAGACUGGAGAGGACGCCGGAUGAGAUCCGCCAACACAAUGAGCUGCUCCGUACGAUCAACGACCUACAAUCCUCCAUCAACUGCGGCAUCACCGAGGUCGAGAUCCUGGGCGAGGAGAGCUUGGUUAUCCAGUCGCUGGAGGAGUACGUGCGCGUGCGCCAGACCGAGGUGUCCAAAGCCGAGCGGGAGCGGGAGCUCAAGGUGCUUCUCGAUACUAGUGGGCCGUCGGGCCACCAAAAGCUCCAGGUCUGCGACGUUUGCGGCGCUUACCUGUCCCGCCUCGACAACGACCGCCGCCUGGCCGACCACUUCUACGGCAAGAUGCACCUCGGCUACGCGCAGAUGCGCAAGGCCUACGAGGCGUUCCCUAAGGAGCUGCGCCAGCGCGGCGGCCGCGGCGACCGCGGCGAGCGGGGCGGCUACGGGGGUCGCGGCGGCCGCGACGACUACGGCGGGUACGGCCGCGGCGGCCGGGACCGUGACGGCCGUGAUCGUGACGAUGGUGGAGGGUACGGCGGCGACCGAGGCGGCGGCCGCUUUAGAGAUGACGAUGGCCCCGGGGGCCGGGAUCUAGAGAUUAUGGUGAUGGUGGUUGGAGGGGCGGUCGGGGCUCGCGUUCUGGUGGUGGCGGUGGUGGUGGAGGUCGUGGUGGCCGCCGCGGAAGAUGGUGAAAAGACGGAUCUCGGCGGCGUAUGUAUGUGCCGUGUGUCUUAUUUGUCUUUUUGAACCAUGAGUUUGGUGUUCGGCGUUAUGGGGGUGGAUGGGAAAACGGCGCAGCGCUUGAUACCAUUUCACUAUAUAGGGCAUAUAGGAAGGAGAUUGCCUUUGCCUAGUGCCAGAGGGCCAGAUUGAAUUCCUCAUCAGCCGUUCUUGGGUAUAUAUCUCUGUUCAGAGCCGAGGGCCAGAAUAAAGUGCUCCGGGGAAAAGAAGACGCGAGCACGUAGUUGGGUGGCCACAAGGAUACAUCCUCGACCUCAGGCUGUGAUAAAUGAAGACUUUCACUCUUGUUGUGGUAUCAUUGUAAUUUUUAUUUUACUUCUUUUAAUACAUCCCAUUCCAAGUCCC